AUGUUCAUUUUCUCUAAACUUCGGGAGGUCGUCUGGGGGAAACCCGCGGCGACCAAGGCAGAACGAAAGCUUUUGGUCAAGCUUGACUUGGUUAUUCUAUCGUUUUGUUGUUUGAUGUAUUGGGUUAAUUAUCUUGAUCGCAUGAACCUGAACAAUGCAUAUGUGACUGGAAUGAGAGAGGACUUGAACUUCCACGGCAACCAAUUGAACAUCGCCAACACAGUUUUCUACGGUGGCUAUGUUUUGGGACAGAUUCCGAACAACCUCGCCUUACAAAAGCUUCCUCCGCGUAUCUAUUUCCCGGCCUGCAUGGUUGCUUGGGGCUUGCUCACUUUGGGCACUGGCUUUACUCACCAUCCAUGGCAGAUCAUGGUUAUCAGAUUCUUUCAAGCUAUCUUUGAGGCUUCUACGUUCGUUGGUUGCCAGUAUAUUCUCGGAAGUUGCGGGAACGAUGUUCUCCGGAUUUAUGCAAGGGGGAUUCAUCAGAGUCUUGAUGGUGUUCGAGGUCUUCCUGGCUGGCGGUGGUUGUUCAUCCUGGACUUCUGCAUCACCAUUCCAGUGGCCAUCUUUGGGUUCCUCGCGUUCCCGGACACACCAACUUCGACAACCGCAUGGUGGCUAAGUGAAGAGGAGAGGAAGCUCGCUAUCGAGCGACUUCCCGAAGUCGAGAAACAACGUGGUAUGUUGGGAUGGAAUGUGAUCCCGCGUGUCCUGCGGACCUGGCACUGGCUAGGCUUUAUCCUGCUUUGGAUAUUCGCAAGCAACACCGAAAUGUUCUCAUCGAAUGCUAUCAUGAAUCUGUGGCUCUCGUCAACAAAGAACUACACCGUGUCGGAAGUCAAUUACAUCCCGACCGGUGUGGCGGGUGUAGGAAUCAUCACCACCCUUGUCCUGGGCUGGUAUUCGGACUUCACCAAACGUCCAUGGCAUGUGGGUGUUUUCCUGGCCUGCACUGCCAUUUUGUCCGGAGCGAUCAUGCUACGGCCUCCAUCCACCGGAGCCAAAUUUUUCGCAUUGUUCCUGAAUGGUUGCCAGUACGCUAGCCAAACUGUGAUUUUUGCCUGGGCAAAUGGGGCUACUGGAGAUGAUGAUGCGAAGCGAGGAAUAAUUCUGGGUGCUAUGAACACAUUUUCAAUUGCGGUCUAUAUGUUCUGGUCACUGCUUUUUUACAGCACGACCCAAGGCCCAGACUGGAAAGAGGGUAGCAUUGCAAUGAUAUGUAUGGGGUUGGCUUUGGUUAUCACGACAAUUGGGGUCCGGUACUUGGAGAAGCGAGACAAGCGGAGGAUGGGAGUACAUGAGGGGGUUCAAGUCCAAGGUACCGACGAGGUGAAAGCCAGUACCGACGCUGAUAGACCCAAAGACACUGAGUAG
Molecule: messenger RNA, 1374 nt
Organism: Penicillium verrucosum
Lineage: Eukaryota; Fungi; Ascomycota; Eurotiomycetes; Eurotiales; Aspergillaceae
Product: Major facilitator superfamily domain general substrate transporter
Exons: 4
Coding region: 1-1374 (457 amino acids)
Biological process (GO): pantothenate import across plasma membrane
Cellular component (GO): plasma membrane
Molecular function (GO): pantothenate transmembrane transporter activity
Source: RefSeq, a predicted model, not a curated record